GCUCCGCACCCACCAUCCCUGCAGGAGAAGAAGAGGCUCCUCAGGCAUGCUAAGAAGGUGGCCAUCCGACGUGCUUGGGCCGAGGAACGAGACCGUCUCUCUUCUGGCCUUCCUGGGACGGUGGAGUGGUCCUCUAGCGAGACGGAAGAACUACUGUCGAGAGGCGCCGUCAGCAGCUACACCGCCCGCUACCUCCACCCUCCAGAGACCUACCCGGCGCUCCUCGACGACCCCACCAACGUCCGCUUCUUCAAGGACACCAAAAGGACUAGACGGAACUCCAAGACUCGGAGGAGGUCACAUAGGUGCCGCAAAUGGUGGAAGGGGCUUUGCUAGGCUCAGUCCCCCGUCUCUCUGCUCCUUCCUGUGGUGCUGCCUCUGGCUAGCCGUCUCUGCAGCUGUGCAAGGACGAGAAAUAUUUGUGAUUUUCCUUGUUGCAACUGUUCAGACAGCUGCGAGAAAUGUGUGCGUUUCUGCAGCUGUUGCUCUUCGUGACAGCUGUGCAAGGAAAGAACAGUUGUGCCUCUUGUUUGGGACUUCUUCAAAAGGAAGAGUGGCGAGAGAGCGAAGGGAAUAUAAGUGGAUGUGCUUGUAGACUUUGAUCAUUUCGUCCGGGUUUAAUUAUUAUUUUUGACUCUGCUCAGAAGAGAGUGAGAGCAAGGAGCAAGAGCCUCUGACAGAAUCGUCCUCUCUUGUUGCCGGGUGACGAGAGCGUGGUGGCCGGCUGGUGGUGUUGGGUGUCGCUACACCACACACACUGUGACGGCCGCCGUCACUGUCCCCUCCCGAGGCUGCCACGAGCCACAGACAGGUGCCAGCCUCUCUGUCUAAGACCUUCGAAAACACAAUGUCUUUUUAUUUGAUUCUCGAAUUGAAUAGAAUUGUCAGCUAAUUUAUAUAAACUUCCCCCUAAAAGGUUUUAAGACGUGUUGUAGGGUAUAUAUAUAUAUUAUAUAUAUAUAUAUAUA
This is a messenger RNA of Procambarus clarkii (red swamp crayfish), 968 nucleotides long. NCBI's taxonomy places the organism in Eukaryota, Metazoa, Arthropoda, Malacostraca, Decapoda, Cambaridae. The record is from RefSeq and is a predicted model, not a curated record.